Dermacentor silvarum is the source of this 885-nucleotide messenger RNA. RefSeq lists its product as uncharacterized. The transcript has 3 exons. Lineage: Eukaryota; Metazoa; Arthropoda; Arachnida; Ixodida; Ixodidae. Gene Ontology annotation, molecular function: zinc ion binding. The coding region runs from base 1 to 885 and encodes 294 amino acids. The record is from RefSeq and is a predicted model, not a curated record.
AUGUCUCCUCCCCAGAGGAGUGAGCCAUUCAGUGCAGGGUAUUACUCUGAACUUGUGGGAUCGGCGCGCGUACGCUAUGAAGAGAAGGUGCGAAUGUGCGACGGUAUGGACCCGUACACGCUGCGACCGGGUGUCGACACGACGAUGGACGUGAAUGUGUUCCCUGAAGUCACCCACGGGGAUAUCGUGAACUAUCUAGUUUACUCAUCCAGCUUUGUGACGCGGGAAGAAAUGAAAGCCUUUAUAUCAAUGGAAGCACACAACUAUUUCACCAGCGGGUGGGUGAGAAGCCUAUCUGCAAUGCGUCUACAAGACGAAAAGGUGCUUCUCCUCGGAGAGGUCAACCAUUCCCAAAGGCUCAGCGACCACCCACUUAAAGCCUGGAUAUUGUGCAAAGCAGAUGGCAGUGUGCUUGCUGCCCAUUGCACCUGCAUGGCAAGUACAGGCGAGACAUGCUCCCACGUUGGAGCUUGCCUCUUUGCUGUGGAAACUGCCGUGCGCAUCAGGAACUCUGUUUCAUGCACCCAGAAAAACAACAUCUGGCUGCCUGCCUAUGUUGAAAAAGUGCAAUUUAAACGACUCAGGGACAUCGACUUCACUUCAUCGAGAGGCCGGAAGCAGAAAAUCGAUGGCACACGUGCUGAAGGACAGCAAAAGAAGAAGAGGUUGGAAAUUCCAAGUCCUUCACCACAAGAGCUGAAAGAACUUUAUGACGGCAUUGCGAAAGAUGGCAGCAUAGUACCAGCACUAUUCUCUGUGCAUAAGGAUAGAUACGAUGUAUUUCAAGAGCCACUUCAAAAGCCAGCAGCACACCUGAGAAAUCUCUUCAGGGAUGAUGCAUUAGGCGAUAGCUAUGAGGUAGUGUCAAACAGUGCAAGUAUGUAA